AUGGCGGCGUCGCAGAAUGCGGGCAUGCAUGUGUUCCCGUACGUGAUUCAGGACGCUUUGCUGUGGUAACGUGGUAACCACGCGCGGUCAGCUAUGAUACAGGGACUGUCUCCGCUCAACCAGGCUGUCCUGGGAACGCUAUUUACCUGGGGACUGACCGCGGCUGGUGCCGCGCUUGUAUUCGUGCUGAAUUCGACGAAGCGAAAAAUUUUAGAUGGAAGCCUCGGGUUUGCUGCUGGGGUCAUGCUGGCGGCUUCGUUCUGGUCCCUGCUUGCACCGGCCAUCGAGAUCGCCGAGUCGACGGGCGGCUACGGCCACAUGGCGUUCGUUCCCGUUGGCUUCGGCUUCUUCCUGGGCGCUCUGUUCGUCUAUGCCAUGGAUAAGCUCAUCCCAUCCUACGAUGGCCACAAGGCAGAUCUGGCCCUGGCCAUGCAGCUGGAGAAGAAGUCGACGCUCAAGCGUCACAUUCAGACUGGCGAGGAGUCGGCAAUCGGCUAUCGGAACGGGUACUCCGAUCCCAACGUGCAGUUGCGCAAGAAGCCGUUGACGACCACACAAGUGAGCAUGCCAACCGUCAACGACGCCGAGACGGCCGAGAACCUAAAGCGGUGGAAACGCAUCUUCUUGCUGGUCGUUGCCGUCACCGUGCACAACAUUCCUGAGGGGCUUGCGGUUGGCGUUGGCUUCGGUGCAGCCGGCAGCUCGGAGCAUUCCACAUUUGAAAGUGCCAGGAACCUGGCUCUUGGCAUAGGCAUUCAGAACUUCCCCGAGGGACUGGCCGUAAGCUUGCCACUCCGUGGGGCUGGCUUCUCCAAGUGGAAGUCAUUCUGGUAUGGCCAACUUAGCGGGGUUGUGGAGCCUGCGGCCGGAAUCCUAGGUUGCCUGGCGGUGACCAUGGCCCAGCCAUUGCUGCCCUAUGCCCUCGCCUUUGCUGCCGGGGCGAUGGUCUACGUUGUCGUCGAUGACAUUAUACCGGAGGCACAGGCAUGUUCCAAUGGCCAGCUGGCGUCAUGGACAACCGUGGUCGGGUUUAUCGUUAUGAUGGCCCUGGACGUCGGCCUCAGCUGAAGAGAACGGUUUGUGUCGUGAUUAGCCACGACCUCGGGCGCGUCUCGAGGGAAUCUAGGUUCUGCCUUUGGGACCAACGAACCAGAGCUCCACUUGUAAAAAAGAACAAGCUGUUUGUGAUUUGCCACCUUGUGCUACGCCGGAAGCAAGACAGCGCGACGGCCGAACCACUGGCCAGCGAAUCGCAAGCUGCACUUAUCUCAACGGACCUUUGUGAAAUUGCAUAGUGCCCCAUGUUUGGCUUAUCGAAACGAGACAGCAUGUGACGGCACACACGUUCACAUCAUGUGACAUGAACGUGACGGGACGUGAACAAGUGACGUGACUUGUUCAACGUCAAAUCUUUUCGUGCUUUGACCGUAUUGCUUAUUGUGUGAGCUUCUUGUGAACAGCGUUUGGCUGAAUGCUUCAAUCCUCGUCUGGUUGUGCGAUAUACGUACGGACGGCAUAUUCGGACUUGUUCUAUACUAUGUAAAUAUUUUACCACUUUCCUAAGCAUCUCUCGGUAAAUGAUGUGACGAUGUAAUGAUAGCAUUCAACUACUGGUAUUCAGUAUUGUAAUUAAUGCAUUGGUUUUGCAUUACAUGGCUACAAAGUAAGUCUCGACGAUGUGUUUUGUUUCGAACCUCGGGUGAUUUUUCGCGCUAACUCGAGUAAGUCAUUCUUGAAGUGCGCAGAGGAUGAGAGGCCAGUUCGUGACGUUUGCUUAUUGCACCAAGCUAGUCGGUUAGGCUCACAUGUUGCCAUGUUGUCAGGUUUGUCAUCUAUUUUCACGCAGUGUUUGCCUUUGUCACUGAUUUGUGAUAGUAAUGUAACCAGAAACAAACGCAGUAGGUUUAUUUGACCUGAUGGAGUUAUAACUUGGGAUACUUAUGGAUGAAUAUUUGUAAUCGAUGCUCCUUCGUGUUUUCCCUAAUAUGUUUCUUGCUGCAAAGGUAAUAUUGAAAGUAUUUCCGAUCAAACUCUUCUACUCCUUUGAACUUUUAUUAAACCUAUUGUGCCAAUCAGAACUGCUGAAAUAACUUCGUUGUAGAUGCACAUUUGAAGUCAAUUAUUUAUUAUUUGCAGCAGACCAUGGGACAAUAAGGAUGCGUUUUCAGAGUGACACUGUCUAUAUUAAUCUAUGUUUAUUCUGAUGUACGACUUUCCUAAUAGGUGAUAUGCUUGCGGAAGGUGCGUGUACUUGCACAGUGUACGUGUAUGUACACUGUGCUAUAUGUUGUCUUUCUAAAGAACUUCAAUUGCACUUAUAAUACCUGGGCAGUUGCACACGUUUCAAUGGCCUGUUGUACUUGCAGUAGCACCAAUGGAACGCAAUAAAAUGCCUUUACAAUCUUUUAGACUUAAAUGCAAAUUACAACAAAAUUUUGCUUUGGCCUUGUUGAUUAUAAAGUAGUACUUAAUGACAACUGGAGUGAUCUUGUCAAAGCGGCAUGGCUGAUAAGUGUCUAAUUUUCUUAUUGGGUGAUUCCACGAGAGAUCGAACAUGCCUGUCCGGUCGCAUUUUUUGUUUUGCCUGGGUUUUUUAUAUGUUGUGUGGGCACAUUCAAAGUGCACGGAACUGAAAAUUUUAUUUCCAAGAAACGCUCCCAGCGCGCAAAAAAAAUAUUUGAAGGUGGCGGCGCGUGCCUCCUGUUUUUGCUCACUGCAAUGUUUUCGGAUUUCACGGCCGAAUUUAGCGCGAACUAUAAAUGAUGUGUCUAAAAUUUCUUUUGCUGGUUUUAAUACGCAUUACUGUGAAUUACAUCCAUGCUUUUUUUAUGCCGUCCUCAAAAAGAAGAAAAUGUGAAAAAAUGGCAAACACGGCCGAAAUCAGAAAAGGGUCCUAAGUUUGAGGCGCCUUGGCGCCUUUACUAUUUCAAACAGAAACUUGAAAACAGUGUCACCUAUA
This is a messenger RNA of Rhipicephalus sanguineus (brown dog tick), 2959 nucleotides long. It is a transcript of the gene Zip48C, whose product is annotated as zinc transporter ZIP11. Bases 94 to 1068 code for a protein of 324 amino acids. Gene Ontology annotation, biological process: zinc ion transmembrane transport. The transcript is spliced from 9 exons. Gene Ontology annotation, molecular function: zinc ion transmembrane transporter activity. Lineage: Eukaryota; Metazoa; Arthropoda; Arachnida; Ixodida; Ixodidae. The record is from RefSeq and is a predicted model, not a curated record. Gene Ontology annotation, cellular component: membrane.